AUGGCAAUCUUAAAACCCCCGAUAAAAACCAAAAAGCAAGUCAUCCGUGGUUCGACCCCCACUGCUUCAAAUAACAAAUCCAUGACUUCACCUUUAUCAUCAUCAUCAUCAUCUUCUUCUUCUUCUUCUUCUUCUUCUUUGCGCACGGCUACAACUCUUUCUUUUGCUAAAAUCGCCUUAGUUCUUCUUACCCAAGUCCCUCUUCGUGCUGCUGCCUACCCAAUCUUCGGACUUCUCCAUACCCGAUCAAAUAACACUACUACUACUACUACUACCAAUAAUGAGAUUAACAAUCUCGUAGAUACCUUUAAGACAAAAGACCCAUUGUCUCCACGCGACUACUGGAUUGAUAUGGGUAUCUCAUGUACCCUGGUCCUUCUCGGUGGUGUUUUUGCAGGUCUUACUCUCGGCCUCAUGGGUCAAGACGAAAUCUAUCUCCAAGUCAUUCAACAGUCUGGAGAACCAAAUGAAAAAAAGGCUGCUGGUAAAGUUCUUUCUUUGCUAAAUCGUGGCAAACAUUGGGUCUUGGUCACUCUUUUGCUUUCAAACGUCAUUACAAAUGAAUCUCUACCCAUUGUCCUAGAUCGUGUUUUAGGUGGAGGAUGGCCCGCAAUUGUCUCAUCUACCGUCGCAAUCGUCAUCUUUGGCGAAAUUAUCCCCCAAUCUGUCUCUGUCCGCUAUGGCCUCUCAGUCGGAGCUUGGUUUGCCCCGUUUGUCUUGGCCCUCAUGUACAUUAUGUACCCUGUAGCAUACCCCGUUGCAAUGCUCCUGGAUUGGACACUGGGUGAAGACCACGGUACUAUUUACAAACGUGCAGGCCUUAAAACCCUUGUCGGCCUCCACAAAACUAUGGGUGUAGAGCGUCUUAAUGAUGACGAAGUUACCAUUAUCUCCGCGGUCCUCGACCUCAAAGAUAAACCUGUCGCUCUUAUCAUGACCCCCAUGGAAAACGUCUUCACAAUGAGCGCAGAUACUUGUCUUGAUGAACCCACUGUCGAAGAAAUCCUUCGCUCAGGCUUUAACCGUAUCCCAAUCCACUCCCCUGAUGAACCAACUAACUUUAUCGGUAUGCUGCUCGUCCGUACUCUCAUCACUUAUGAUCCAGAAGACAACUUCCCCAUCUCCUCUUUCCCCCUCGCCACCCUCCCAGAAACUGGCCCUGAAACUUCUUGCUUGAACAUUCUCAACUACUUUCAAGAAGGAAAGUCCCAUAUGGUGGUGGUCUCUAAAACUCCAGGUGCUUCCAUUGGUGCUCUUGGCGUUGUCACUCUUGAAGACGUUAUUGAAGAACUCAUUGGAGAAGAAAUUAUCGACGAAUCCGACGUUUACGUUGAUAUCCACAAUGCUAUUCGUCGUUCUACUCCCGUCGCUCUUUCCAAGGUCGCUUCCAUGGCUCUUUUCCGCCAUUCUCCUAGAUCAUCGCUUGUUCUUGAUAACAAUGAAGAGGGUCCUAUCCGUCGUAGACUCCUCAACCCAUUAAAUCGUGCCUCCAACCCUAAGCAAACAACAAGCGCAAACAUUACAAUUAAGCGUUCAAACCUUGAAAACUUUACAUCAGGUGCAAGCAGCGCAGGAAAUAAUAAUAACAACCAUAAUAAUACCACCAACCACCGCAUUUCAACAAGUAGCUCCUCCGCAGACACAGCAACUGGCGGUUCGGAAUCUCCCCUCGCUGGAACUGCCCCAGUUAUUCGUGCCAAGAGUUAUGGCGGCGAAUAUCGACCCAGCCACUUGUCCACUACUAUGACACAGGAAAAUUCCCGUGAAUUGCUUCUGCCUAAUGCUCAUAGCUCCAAAAACUCAAAUAACUCUAUCCCCAUCGACAGCCAGUUACUCCCAGCUCCUGAGGGAAAUUACGGUACAAUCCACCGUACUGAACAAGGUGCAGUUGAAGAAGCUUUGCUUAUUCCAAAAUCUCCUGACCGUGGCAAUAUAGGUGGUGGUGGCCGACGCCGAUUUUCUCGACGCAGCCUAGGAACUUCUAACAAUGUCACUGAUGAUCAUUAUUACGAAGAUAUUGAGGCUCAAAACCACCACGCAAGCUCGCACCUUGCAGUGCCUGGUACCACUGAUCACCAGAGCCACGGUGACAUUGCAUACCAGGACCGUGUCAUGCCUAACAUUCAACCCGAGAUCCACUCGUACCGUACGGGAGGCAUCAUUGAGAGUGUGGUCCAGGUGGAUGGUGUUAAUAAAACUAUCAUUGAGGACGUGACUUCUGGGUCUGUCCAUACAAACUAUACACAUAAUAUCGGCUCGCAUGCUCCCAGCAUCAUAACAUCAGGAGCAACAGCUGGACCUAGCGGUGACAAUGGGGAUGGUGGUGCACAAGCUCUUGUAUCAAAUAAUAAUACCAGUAGUAAUGGAACUGGUGCUGAUUCACGUAUCCAGUCAAGUGCUUCAUCUUGGAUGAGCAGGGCUAGCAACGAGGCUCCUGAUCAACAACCGUUAUUGGGAGCAAGUCCUAACAGUGUUUUGAAGGGCUACAAUUGA
This is a messenger RNA of Magnusiomyces paraingens, 2493 nucleotides long. RefSeq lists its product as uncharacterized. Gene Ontology annotation, biological process: magnesium ion homeostasis. The transcript has 2 exons. Gene Ontology annotation, cellular component: intracellular membrane-bounded organelle. NCBI's taxonomy places the organism in Eukaryota, Fungi, Ascomycota, Dipodascomycetes, Dipodascales, Dipodascaceae. The coding region runs from base 1 to 2493 and encodes 830 amino acids. The record is from RefSeq and is a predicted model, not a curated record.